This is a messenger RNA of Bacidia gigantensis, 4377 nucleotides long. RefSeq lists its product as uncharacterized. The record is from RefSeq and is a predicted model, not a curated record. The transcript has 3 exons. Lineage: Eukaryota; Fungi; Ascomycota; Lecanoromycetes; Lecanorales; Ramalinaceae. Gene Ontology annotation, molecular function: RNA binding; ATP binding. Bases 1 to 4377 code for a protein of 1458 amino acids. Gene Ontology annotation, cellular component: intracellular anatomical structure.
AUGGCUCAUGGCAAGAAAAAGAAAAAGUCUGCGCCGAAUCCCGCUCGUGCUGUUGCCACAACGUCUGUGGCGUCUAAGAAGCAUGAUCAGGGGGAAGCGGACCCUGAAUCAGAUCCUCAAGUAGGGAUUGAGGCGAAGAGCAAGCUACCGUCGAGAAAUGACUCGUCUAAUCCAGAUGGCCCAACUACUGCAAAUGAUCAAGCGCCGGAGAGGCCGCUGCAUGAGCUGAGUCCAGAAGAAUUAGAAGCUCACCUUGAGGAAGCAGACCUUCAAAAUCUUGUCGAUAAGCAUGCUGAAAAGAUCAAACGAGAAGCAUCAAGGCAAGUGUCAAGAUUGGAAACGGAGAAGCGCCUUCUUCGCACGCACUCUGAUCGACUGACGACCAAGCCGUGGUUACCAGACGAGGUUGUGCAACUAGUGCUUGAUUUUGUGCACUCCGAACGGGCUACUUCAGACUCGAAUUCAUACAAAUCCAGGAUUUCAUCCAUUCAAGAACUCUCCAGUGACGAGAUUGUAUUAAGGAUGUGGCAACUUCAUCUCAUGUUACCGCACUUAUCGUUCCCCAAGGAAGACAUCUCGGAGGUUCUAAGGCACACGUUGCACAGAUACUCUGAUGACCCCUCGUCAUUGGCUUUAGAUACCAGAGAUGAUGUUUGGGGUCUUGAAACAUGCCUUGAUUGGUUGGCCCGAAAGACAGCAGGGCAAAACGAGUCAGAUUACAGCUUCUCCAGGCAAGAAGUAACGACGAUAGAGCAAACGCCUGUGAAUUUCGGCGAAGAUACUGCGAACGCGCACGGUACUGGAACAUCAACUCCGACAUCGUGGGAAUUUGUUACCAACCAGGAAACGAAUGACGAUAAAAUGGCCGAAAUUAGCGAUUUACCGAGUGAUAUGGAGCCGGAACAACUAGUGGAUAGGUAUCUGCAACUGCAGCGAAGACUGUUCGAAAUUGAUGCAAAGGUUGUAGAGUCGAGGCCUGGAAAAAUAAAUAAGAAUAGAGUGCCUAAUUCAACGCGGAAUAGUCACAACAAUGUCAGGCCGAUAAGCCCCAAAAUUAAACGACUCCAGGCUCAGAUAGCAAAAAUCACCUCAGAUAUCUUAUUUGAUUCCGAACGGGCUCAAAUGCUAUGGGAAUCACAUUACAUUGAAUUAUGUCAGGAAAAGGCUGCAAGACAACGACUGGAUAUUGAUGACCAUACUCAGCCGGACUCGCCUGUCAAGUCUCGUUUGCCAGAUGAGCCUGUAACGACAGAGGACACCGAGAGUGGCGUGGGAGACUUCUUCUCCUCUCUUCCCGAAUUGUCCGCAAAUCCCGAGGAUGGCAGUGCUCUACAGACUACAGACGACGGAGGUAGGCCAAUUCAGAUUCGUGAUUUUGGUACAUGGAACGGCAUGGCACCUCGCAGAGUCUUGGAAGACGCCUGCAAAGCUAGAGAUCCUUCUGCCAAAGUUACCUUUAGUGUGAUAUCGAAAGCGUCAUUUAGUUGUCGACACGCCGUUCAGAUACAAUGGUCGAAGCCGCAACAACAGGAUAUUGUAUCUUCUCCGCUAGACUCGAUGAGCACCGAGGGCUCUAAUUCGCGACAAGCAAGACUCGCGAUGAUCUCGGUGUCUUGUCCCAAUUCGAUUCAGUCCGAAACAUUCGUCGCAACUGUGGCCCUUUUCUCGAUAGUGGCACAUUCUCCUAGAGAGGAGAAAGCUUCAUUUCGGCUACCAGGGGUAUGGAGAGACCUCUGGGCGGAAAUGACGAGAAGAAGGCAGGAGCAGGAAGAUACGGUCGAUCGAGAAACCCUUCGUACCCUUCGGAAACUAGUAGCAGACGCGCAAAUCUCUAGUGAGAUCGAUUUGACGCCGUCGAAAGAUACGAGACUUGAGUAUUCUGAAAGUACUCUUCGAGGACGAUCUACGCUUGCGACUGGAACACCAACUGAUCUUCAACAAAUGUGGCAUCGCAAAGCCUCUUCGGCGAAGUACAAGGCGAUGCUCACUUCUCGAGCAAGGCUGCCGGUCUGGCAGUAUCGGGAGCAAAUACUCGAAGCCAUAACAAGCAACCAAGUGGUCAUCAUUUGUGGCGCAACAGGUUGUGGUAAAAGUACUCAAGUCCCUGCUUACAUCCUUGAGUAUGAACUUUCCAACCAACGUCAUUGCAAGAUCUACUGCUCGGAGCCCCGUAGGAUUUCUGCAAUAUCAUUGGCUCGACGUGUGAGUGAAGAGUUAGGCGAGCAGAAGAACGAUGUCGGGACUGCCCGGUCACUCGUCGGCUUUGCAGUAAGACUUGAUAGCCAGAUGACAGCGCAGACAAGACUUGUAUAUGCUACGACUGGAGUCAUCAUGAGAAUGCUUGAAGGUUCCGAAACGCUUGAAGAUAUAACGCAUCUCCUCCUGGAUGAAGUACAUGAACGCUCAAUUGAUAGUGAUUUCCUUCUGAUUGUCUUGCGGAAGCUCCUCGUGAAGCGCCCAUCCCUCAAAGUCGUCUUGAUGUCUGCCACCGUCGAUGCUCAAAAGUUCUCCGCUUACCUGGGAGAUGCGCCAAUCUUCGAAGUCCCCGGGCGAACCUUUCCCGUUGAGACAAGAUAUCUGGAAGAUGCUAUCGAACUUACCCAUUUCAAGCUCGGCGACGUGGGUGCAAUACCCAUCGAGGACAACGAUGCAGAUCAAGAAGAUGAUAGCGAACCUGCUAGUACGAAAGAAUCCCACUCAUCCAAAGAGUUGGCCAAUUACAGCCUGCAGACACGAAAGACGCUAGCGCAGCUUAAUGAAUAUCGCAUACCUUUUGAUCUCAUAAUUAAACUCCUUGAGAAGAUUUUGUCUGGACAAUUGUCCGACUACAACAAGGCCACUCUGAUAUUUUUACCUGGUAUUGCAGAAAUACGGCGGCUGCAUGAUAUGUUGACUAGCCACCCGACGAUUCGACAAAGCUGCGAGAUCUUUGCAAUGCACUCUUCGAUUGCCACCGAGGACCAAGAAAGGGCUUUCCUGGUACCUCCCAAGGGCAUGCGUAAAAUUGUCCUCGCUACAAACAUCGCCGAGACUGGUAUCACGAUUCCAGACAUCACUUGCGUCAUUGACACCGGAAAGCACAAAGAAAUGAGAUUUGACGAACGUCGCCAAUUAUCACGUCUCUUGGAAGUUUUCAUCUCGCAAGCGAAUGCUACUCAACGGCGUGGACGUGCUGGACGGGUCCAAAAUGGCCUCUGCUUUCAUCUCUUUUCCAAACAAAGAUUCGAGAGAAUGGCAAAGGAACAAACGCCGGAGAUACUGCGCCUAUCACUUCAAGAUUUGGUACUGCGUGUAAAAAUCUACAAAAUGGGUGGUAUUGAGGAGACACUAUCCGAAGCACUUGACCCACCUUCAGCCAAGAACAUACGCCGAGCAGUGGAUGCCCUUCAAGAUGUCAAGGCCUUGACUGUCAUGCAGAAUCUUACCUCACUAGGCCGACAGCUUGCCCGCUUACCUCUAGAUGUGUUUCUCGGCAAAUUGCUGCUUCUCGGCACGAUAUUUGGGUGUCUUGAUGCUACAUUGACCAUCGCCGCUACUUUCUCAGCUAAAUCGCCAUUCAAUUCGACGAUGGAUUCUAGGACACAGGUCGAUCAAGCGCGACUAUCAUUCAAAAGAGGUGACUCGGAUCUGCUGACAGCGUACAACGCCUAUUCAGCGUGGCGGCGAGUCUGCAAUAUAACUGGCGUUUCAGAGCAGCAGUUCUGUCGGAAGAGCUUCUUGAGUGUUCAGACGCUCCUGAACAUUGAGGACAUCAAAGGCCAGCUUUUCAAUUCGCUCAUAGAUGCAGGUUUGCUUACGCUGACAGCUGAGGAGCGAGGAAGAGUUAGGGGCAGCCGUCCAUCCUUCGGCCAUCGAAACUUUGUAGACGUACCUGCAAGAUACAACAUCAACGGUGCCAACGACACGAUCCUCAAUACCACCAUCGCAAUGUCUUUCUAUCCCAAGCUCCUGAAGAGAGAAGGCCGAGCAUGGCGCAAUGUUGCCAACAACCAAUCCAUUACCCUCCAUCCUACGUCUGUCAACAAGCGAUCAGAAAAUCCACCUAGCUGGGUCUCAUUCUACCACGUCAUGCAAUCUGGCAACAAGAGUCUCAAUGCACAUGAGACCAGUGCUGUCGACGACCUUGCAGUAGCAUUGUGCUGCGGCGAUGCGGAUUUCAAGAUGCACGCCGGAGUUCUUGUGGUGGAUGGGAAUCGUAUUAAAUUCUCGGUCAAGGAUCGAGCGAUGAUGCUCGUGUUGAAGACUCUCAGAAGUGGAAUUAAGGCAAUAGUCGAGAAGCAGAUCAAGCAGCCUGGCAGCAAGCUUGAUGAGAAAGAGCAACAUCUCAUGGAUAUAUGGCAAAGAGUGUUCACGGCAGAAGAGACGAGAACAGGUUGA